Messenger RNA from Colletotrichum truncatum, 1389 nucleotides. NCBI's taxonomy places the organism in Eukaryota, Fungi, Ascomycota, Sordariomycetes, Glomerellales, Glomerellaceae. The record is from RefSeq and is a predicted model, not a curated record.
AUGAAGCACCGUGAGGGCGCAAGACCUCUAACGGUGGUGCUCAAGCUAGGCACCAGCUCUAUUGUUGAUGAACAAACCCAUCAACCCCUGCUGUCCAUCUUGAGUCUUAUUGUCGAGACAGCAGUCAAACUGAGGAAAGAUGGCCAUAGAGUAGUCAUCGUCUCAUCUGGUGCCAUUGGCGUCGGCCUUCUCCGCAUGGAAAUGGACCGAAGACCGAAGCACCUGUCAACGCUACAGGCCCUGGCGGCCAUCGGACAGUGUAGACUCAUCAGUCUGUGGGACGACUUGUUUGGACACUUUAGGCAGCCCGUCGCUCAGAUUCUUCUCACUCGCAAUGACAUAGCGGAUCGGACACGAUACCUCAAUGCGCAAAACACAUUCAACGAGCUUCUUGACCUGGGGGUCAUCCCUAUUGUCAACGAAAACGACACUCUCGCAGUCUCAGAAAUCAAGUUCGGCGACAACGAUACCCUUUCCGCCAUCGCCGCUGGCAUGGUCCAUGCCGAUAUGCUAUUCCUCAUGACGGAUGUCGACUGCCUCUACGACAAGAACCCCAGGACAAAUCCGGACGCCCAGGCUAUUGAGGUCGUUGAAGAUAUUUCCAGUAUCCAAGCCGACGUAUCAACAGCCGGCUCCGCCCUCGGCACCGGCGGCAUGAUGACCAAGAUCGUCGCCGCUCGCCUCGCAACCUCAGCAGGCGUGACGACUGUCAUCACCCGGUCUUCCAAUCCGGGCAACAUUGUGAAGAUCGUCCGCUACAUCCAAGCUCAACAAAGACACUCCCUGCGCUUCGAUAAUUCUGACAGCGAGCAUGACAGUACGGAAGAUCCCCUAUCCCAAUCUACGGCCUCCCUCCGCCUGGACCAGUCCGUUGCGAAACCCCCGCUGCACACUCGCUUCCUCCCCUCCUCAGACCCGAUCCGCGACCGCCACUUCUGGAUGAUCCACGGCCUCAAGCCGCACGGCACCAUCUACAUUGACUCGGGAGCACACAGUGCUCUACUCCGAAAGGCCGGGUUGCUGCCCGCGGGCGUGCUCGACGUCGAGGGCAACUUCGCACAGCAGGAAGCCGUGCGGCUCGUCGUCGUCGACAGGCUUCACCAGCCGAAUCCUGUCAACGGCGGCAAGAUGUGGGGCGGCACGCCGCUUGAGGUUGGCCGCGCGCUGGUGAACUACGCCGCGCCGGAGGUGAUGCGCAUCCGUGGCCAUCAGAGCUCUGAGAUUGGUGGGCUGCUAGGAUACGCCGACAGCGAAUACGUGGCGGAGCGGCAACACAUUCACGUUUUUAGUCGGGAGAGUCGGCCGGUAACGCCGAGCUUGGAGAAGGCGAAGGAGCAGAUCGUCGAGGAAGUGAUUGCGGGAGUUGCGGGAUACGAGGGAAAGGCAUGA